AUGAAGUGCUGCUGUUAAGACCAGUGUUUUUACAGUGGUUCUCGCAUGUUUGUAUGUGUAUCGGCAGUGGUCCGGCCGUGAGUGCCCCUGUGUCCGCAGGCGCCAGGCACUGUCGCGGAAUUUUUCGGCGGCGCGGUCAGCUAGCCGCUGCCAGCUGUGCUUCUCCAAGCUGGUGCCUUUAGUAAAAGCGUGGCUGUCGAGUGUGGAUAAAAGUCAUGGGUGCUGAAUACCAAUCUCCGGAUUUAGUGCUGCUUCACGGUGCCUUACUGGUGACGAAGCGAUUACCAUUAUGUACUUUUGCCGCUGUCGGACUCGUCGCGUUGACGUUCCUGGCCGACUUGAGCCAGGCUCACGUAGCGCUCACUUUUCCACAAGCCCGUCACUACAACCUCGACUUUCUUGACAACGGUCGUACGAAAGCACCAUGCGGAAUGCCUAAAGGGACUAUUCGAACAUCGCUGCCAAUGGGAGCCACCAUUAACGUCACCUGGCAUCUCGCCUAUCCACAUAGGGGAGGCUACAAACUAGAACUGUUUGACCAGAAUGAGAAGCACGUUAUGGACCUCACGCCGAAGGAUCAAUGGCUCGGCCUCGACGACGCAACCGCGCAGGCAUCGACUGUAAAGCUGCCACGCUCCUUGCCCUGCAAGGGGUGCACAAUUAGACUCGUGCGUCAAGCUGGAGAAUGGGGUAAAAGCUAUUUGUUUUGGAGUUGUGCCGAUAUUGACCUAAUCUCGGUGCAGGAGUUCAAUGUUGUCUGUUCGGGCCGGGGGCGUAUUGAGAAAGGACACUGCGUCUGUGAACAUCUGUACUCAGGCAACGUUUGCCAAUACAAGGACGAAUGCUGGCAAGAUGCCGACUGUGGCUCACAUGGUAAAUGCAUCAAUCUUGACGCUACAACAUACCCGAAAAUGCAAUGUUUCUGCGAGCCAGGAUGGUACGGAGCAAAAUGCGGUCGCCAAUCAGAUAUAGAUGGUCCUGCAAAGGUGGAUCUGACCGAGUACAACUCGAAGCGACUCUCUGAUAAGUUUAUGCUUUACUGGAAAGUCCUUGAGGAUAAGGCCGAGAUCGAAAUAGUGAUGAAGGUGAAGGGAAAUAGCUAUGCCGCUAUUGGUUGGAGGCCAAAAGGUAUUUCGCGAGAUUGUAAAGCAUUCCCAACGAUCGGAGCAUCCCCCCGUACUCGUCGUGAAGCGGAACCCAAAGCAGAGGUCGAGCCUCAAGAGGAUUUGGAGACAAGCAGUUCAGAGGAAGGAAGUUCGGAAGAAGCUUCUUCUGAGCCCGUACUCAGAUCGGAACCAGAACCUACACCCAACGAAGAAUCUGUCAGCAAACCUGAGCCUGAACCUUCCUUAGAGGAAUCUAAAUCUGAACCCAAACCUGAACCGGAGCCUACUUACGAAUCUGAACCCAAAAGUGAGCCCGAGCCUAGCUUAAAGCAUGGGCCUAAGAGUGACGCAGAGCCCGAAUCCGAGCCAGAACCUAAGUCAGAACCUCAACCUUCAUCAUUGGAACAAUCCGAUGAAGCCCGCUCUGAUGAACACUUAGAACCUGGGUUCAAUACGGAACCCAAAAGCGAACCCGAACCUGAGUCCAAAUCUGAGCCUGAACCUAAAUCAGAACCCGAACCUUCUGCAUCUUCAGAGCGUGAGCCCAAAUCCGAACCCUCUGCUUCAGCAGAACCUGAACCUGAAUCGGAACCAGAACCAAAGUCUGAGCCUGAACCCAAGUCAGAGCCCAAGUCGAAAUCAGAGACUGAGUCAAAAUCAGAGCCUGAGCCAAAAUCAGAGCCUGAACCCAAGUCAGAGCCUGAACCCAAGUCAGAGCCUGAACCCAAGUCAGAGUCUGAACCCAAUACAGAGUCUGAACCCAAGACAGAGCCUGAACCCAAGACAGAGCCUGAACCCAAGACAGAGCUUGAACCAAAAUCAGAGCCUGAACCAAAAUCAGAGCCUGAACCAAAAUCAGAGCCUGGGCCAAAAUCAGAGCCUGAGCCUAAAUCAGAGCCUGAACCAAAAUUUGAACUCAGACCAUCUAGCAAUCUAAAGACUACAACUGCCACCGGCCGCUCAUUUUCCGCUCCAGCGAAAAAGAACUACCCGAAAAAAACACCUUAUACACCCCGAGCAGACUUCCACGCCAUGGAUUGCACCGAUAUCGUAAUGGGCGUCGCUCGCGGUAAUCUGAGUCGUGUCUACGAUUACUAUACAAGGGACCGAUCUACACCAAAGGCUGAUUCUUUCUGGGGGGGCCAAGACCAUCUCACGGCCGCACUAGCUUACGAGGAAAAUGGAGAGACCAUCGUCGUGUUCAGGAAGCCCCUCGUAUCGGACGAUAUGGCGGAUCACAGCUUUGAAAACGAGAUCAUGGACGUCAUUUGGGCUCAAGGUCAGCAGCACGGCAAUUAUAUUCACCAACCUAAAACCGGCCUAGAUCAGGGAAAAGCGAAAAUUGUCGACUUUUAUCGAGAGGACGAAAUCAAAUAUCAUGGACACAAAAAUCAGCGCGGAAAGACAACGAUCAAUUUUUUCAGUGAACUAAAACGUACUGGAAAUAGUUGUCAGGGUGCGUUUCAGUUCCCGUCAGGAUGCACCGGUCUUCAAUGUGAUUACCAGAUCGAGUGGCAGGUGGAUAAUUCUAGCGGACGCGAUGAGGUUCAAUUCCGUGUUCAGACGCGUUUCCCCGAUCGUUGGACAGGAGUAGCUUUCUCAAAGAACGAAAAGAUGGCAAGAAGUGACGCAAUUAUCGGUUGGGUCGAGAAAACAGGAAGGUUCUAUGUAUACGACGCGUUCAUGUCUGGUUAUAGCCAACCUACGAUUGACUCGUCGUCGGACAUCUACAACACAACCGGCAGCUACCGUAACGGAGUCGUUACCCUGGAGUUUACCCGUAAGCGGAACACCGGUGAUCGGGGCCAGGACCUGCGACUAGACGAAUGCCUAUACAUCAUGUACCCCGUUAAGGGGGGUACCUACAACAGCCUUGUCAAGCGCAUUGGCAAACAUGAAAGUACACCAGUAGUGUCAAAUGAAAGGAUCUGCAUGAAACCCUGUUUUCAAAGCACAGGUGUCGUAACAGAUUCAGACGCCGCAAAGAGCGUACCUGAACCCAAAUCCGAACCUGAACCCAAACAUGAACCUAAACCCAAAUAUGAACCUGAGGCCAAAUCCGAACCAGAGCCAAAACCCGAGCCCGAACCAAAAUUAGAGUCGGGAAACCACUUUAGUCAGAAACCUAAACCUGAACCAAACCCUGAGACUAAACCUAAAGCUGAGCCGGAACCUAAAGUUACGAAAAAUGGCGACUGCCUCGGCGAGUUCCGUCAUCCCAGUAACUGUGAGGGCGAAGCGUGUGAGUACACUUCGCAAUGGGGAUACAACGAUAACACCGACAUGAUCGACUUCACGGUGACAACAAGAAGCAAGAAAUGGACAGGUAUUGGUUUCUCAAAAAAUAAGCUCAUGUCCGAGACGGACGCAAUCCUUGGCUGGGUCGAAGAGACUGGUCGUUUUUUUAUUAUGGACGUUUGGAUGGAUAGCUACGAGGCUCCACUGCUCGAUCCUAGUCAGGACAUUGCCAACAUAUCUGGCGCUCGGGUCAAUGGUAUUACAACGUUGAAAUUCUCCCGUAAAAGAACCUCUGGCGAUCACACGCACGAUUUACAGUUUACCGAUAGCCAAUGCCUAUACGCGAUGUUUCCCACUCAAGGUGGCGUGUUCAACGCUGUGUCGAAGAAAAUCCGGAAACACGACGUUACGCCCAUUGUAUCCUCGAAUCCUAUUUGCAUUCGCACUUGCAAGGUGGCGUCGACUGUUGCACAUGCUGGGCCUGAACCCGAGCCCGAACCUGAACCUGACGAUGUUCCAGAAACAGCUCCGGAACCCCCCGUGGCACAGCCUGAUUACAAAGAGCCAUCGGGGUCGGUGCAUAUCGAGAGGCCAGAUGUUUAUCUUGUCAAGGUUAAGCUUACCGAAAGAUGGCUAAACGACUACAAGAGUCAAGGGUCCAACAAAUACGACCGCCUCACGAAGCAAAUCACUAAUUCGAUCGGAACCGCGCUAGUCCAGAUUCCGGGCUUUGUUCGCUUAGAGCUCACCUCGCUAAAGGGAGAUCCUUCAAACGAAGUAAUUUAUGCGGAAAUGAGCGUCAUCGUCAAGCCCGAUGAAGAUCAGAAUGCUGUCAGUAAUGUGUUAGCUGAAACUAUCAAAAGCGGAAAGCUUGGAAGAAAUCUCAGUGUAGAUCCUGCGUACCUCGUGGUUCAGCAACUUAUUCAAGAUGACGAAGAUAAUGCUAUUUUUACAGAGGAUGUCCGCGAAGAAGAUGAGCCGAUAAAAACAAUUGCAGGUAUCGAACAAACAAAGUUCGUCAUUAUCGCUGGUGGCGUGGGAGCUCUCAUUGUGUUAAUCUUCCUUCAGGCGUGCUGCAUGCUUUGCAAAGACCGCAAAAAUCGCGCCAAAGUCGCCAACCGGGAGAAGCUUCUGAUGGGCCCCAAUUGGAAAGACUACUCCGCUACAUCGAAUUAUAGCUAUGAGAAUUUUGCAGUAAAAGACGAUUCACCAACGAUGGAAGCACCACCUAUGCGUAAUGGAACCGGACAGCAUAAGACCAGCGGACAUACGCAACAUCCGUCAUCGAACGGCAACAGGACACAUGAUCGACGAUCUUCGCACCAGAGUCGAGAUCGCCUCGACGGCUCUUCCCGGGUUGGAGGGCCUCGCGAUUAUCCGAUGCGGGAGCGACUGAUGCCUCGACCCGCGGAGCGUGUUCCCCGUCCAACAAGCCAAACGGAGAGCAAUCCAGAUUUUUACUUCAUGCCAUCACAAAGGCGAUACUCGGGUGAGGUUGUCCGAGUGUUCGUCGACAACCCUGAUUAUAAGCUCUAAUAGGUGCCAUUAAUGCUAUACUAACAGAAUGCAAACGCUUAGUGCUGAUGUAUACACGCAUUGACUGCUCGUUCACGAUUAUUAUAAUCAUCUUCUUAAAACGACGACAACGACAGCGGAUAGAAAUGGAAAGUAACUAAGUGGGCGCCCAAAUUGAGCCCAACUUAAAUACCGUUUUUUGAUCAUAAAGAUAAUCAGAUAAAAUAUACCAUCAUGUAGGUACUGUUGCUUUUCUACCCAACAGCGGCAUCAAUAUAAAACUCCCUCAGCUGGCUACAAAUUUAUAUUGUGCACACAUGUGCAAACAGUUGAUAUUGUGUGGCCGAUAUCGCACAUCUGUGACCGUGUAUGUAAGGUGUCGAGGGUUCCAUAAGCAUCCACUACAACCUCCACUAAAAAUAAUAUUAACUGGGAAAAGCGCCUGUAGGUAUGCAUGGGAGUAAUAAAAAGUUUACAGGAAUAAAAAGGCAAUUCGAUGCUCAAAAGGACCUUUCUGUAGGCAAGCCUGGGACCGUAGUCCUUUAGACAAGACGCAAGGACAUCAGGCAACAGAUCGUAUAUUUGAGCUUCAUUGGAGAGCUAUUAUUAGAGGCACAGCAAGACAGGUAAUAGGAUUUCGCUUUGGCUCCACGCCUGGCAGGAAAUGAGAAUGUCGUAUUUUGUACAUAGCAUUUCCAGACAAAGGGGCAAAUCCCCUCCGUACAAAUCUAUCAACGGCAUGCAGUCUAUCAGACAGACGAUGCAGUCUGAUAAAGGAUUAUUCAUAAAUUGUGUUUUAUUAGGAAAAAGUAGUUUGGUUGGAGCUGUCCGAAGAGGUGUCAGCCAAAUCACGCGAGUGGAUUAUUUCAAAAAUUGAUUGAGGGUUAUAAACGGGAUCGAUCUUCCGCAGCUCGAUCUCGACUCUCUUUGCUUUGAUCUAAGAAGGUGGUUAAAAUACUAUCAACAACAGCAACAUCCAAUGUUGUUGUUGUUGUUGUUGUUGUUAUUCAUGAUAAUGAAGAUGAUGCGGAUGGUAAUUAUGAUGUUGAUUGAACAACAAAAAAAUAUUUAUUUAAGAAUAAGAUCCCAAUUUCGUCCUAACAAAUGUCCUACUAAAUGACGAAACUUUUGUUACAUUCGCCGAAUGCCAUAAAAAGACCACGUAGAUAGAAAAAUAUUGUUUUGUAAAUAAACAAAGAUAAAUAUAAUAAUGAUAAUAGUAUCGAGCGACGAGUAAAUUCAUUUUUCGAUGGAUCCAGUAAACAUUCCUCAGUACUGAUCAAAUGAAAAGCCAUGUAUAAUAAUGAAGUGGUUAUGAAAUGUUUUAUUUAUAUAUAUAUAUAUAUAUAUAUAUAUAUACUAUAUAUAGUAAAAACAAGUAUUAAGUAUUAUUAUCUGACAUUUUUCACCUGAUCAGUAUUGAGUAUAUAUAUAUAUAUAUAUAAUUCCUUUUAUAAACCCUAGGACGUUUCUGUUCUGGUAAAACAAAUCCACUGUUUCCUCUAUGACCUUUAAACUUUAUCGGAGUUACAGGAUUUGAUUUAUCAGGGCAAUACACUGAUCCAGCCUAAUCGACUUCAGAGAUUCAACGUUUCCUGUGUUGGAUACUUCUGAAUUUUAUUGUAAUAAAAACAUUUUUGAAAACAGUGUUCA
Molecule: messenger RNA, 6512 nt
Organism: Varroa destructor (honeybee mite)
Lineage: Eukaryota; Metazoa; Arthropoda; Arachnida; Mesostigmata; Varroidae
Source: RefSeq, a predicted model, not a curated record